Messenger RNA from Aspergillus chevalieri, 633 nucleotides. RefSeq lists its product as uncharacterized. The record is from RefSeq and is a predicted model, not a curated record. The transcript is spliced from 4 exons. NCBI's taxonomy places the organism in Eukaryota, Fungi, Ascomycota, Eurotiomycetes, Eurotiales, Aspergillaceae. The coding region runs from base 1 to 633 and encodes 210 amino acids.
AUGGCUCAGACACACAAGAACGUCACCCUCGUUGGUGCCAGCGGCAACAUCUGCAAGAUCAUCUUGGAUAGCCUCAUUACCUCCUCCGAGUUCAACAUUACCAUCCUGUCUCGUAAGGAGAGCGAGGCGACUUUUCCAGCCGGGUUUUCUACCAGCAGCCAGGACGAAGCCGUGCUCCAGCUUCUGCCCCUCUUUGGUCAGAAGAAGGAGCUCAUUGAGUACUUGAAGUCCCAGCAAUCCGACAUCUUCUCGUGGACCGGUGUGGCAACUGGCUUGCUGUUCGACUGGGCCGUCGCCUCGGUGCUGCAACACUCGCAAGGCACCAGCAGCAAGUUCCUGCAUGUUGCCUCUGUCGAAACCAUCCAAAAUGAGAUCCUCGCUGUAUUGGAGAAGGAAACGGGUGCUAAGUGGACUGUGCACUCGACAACGACGGAGGAGCAAGUGGGUGAGGCGGUCAAAAAGCUUGGUGCGGGUAACUUCAGUGGUGCCUUUGCCCUGGUUCGCGCCACUGGCUUUGGGAACACUCCAGGACUGCGUGCCAAAUACGCUAAGGACACGACUCUGGCAAACGACCUAUUGGGACUGAAGCUGGAAACCAUUCAGGACACUGUUAAGCGUGUUGUUGCCAAGUAA